This is a messenger RNA of Exophiala dermatitidis NIH/UT8656, 1578 nucleotides long. Its product is annotated as taspase, threonine aspartase, 1. The record is from RefSeq and is a predicted model, not a curated record. Gene Ontology annotation, biological process: protein maturation. The coding region runs from base 1 to 1578 and encodes 525 amino acids. NCBI's taxonomy places the organism in Eukaryota, Fungi, Ascomycota, Eurotiomycetes, Chaetothyriales, Herpotrichiellaceae. Gene Ontology annotation, molecular function: threonine-type endopeptidase activity. The transcript has a single exon.
AUGCCGCGUCGAUCUCACGACAGUGGCGACCUCUGUGCCGUAUUCAUCCACGCCGGAGCAGGGUACCAUAGCCAUCAAAAUGAACGAAUGCACCUGACGGCCGUCAACGAUGCGGCUAAAGUCGCCAUGGCUGUCUUAAAAAAUGGAGGGGAUGCCACGGAUGCUGUGGAGAUGGCGAUUCGACUUCUGGAGGACAAGGAAAUCACGAAUGCGGGUUAUGGUAGCAACUUGACCAUAGAAGGCCAGGUCGAAUGUGAUGCUACCAUGAUCGAUCACCUAGGUCGCAGUGGCGCGGUGGGCGCUAUCUCUCAGGUCAAAAACCCCAUUGCCGUGGCUCGACUAGUUCUGGACGAGUCGACCAAGCCAUUGUCUCUACAACGAGUUCCACCUAACCUUCUGGUGGGACCAGGUGCCACCGACUACGCCCAUAACAAGGGUAUACCUAUCCUCCCCCCAGACUUUCUCGUCUCGGCGAACGCUCGUGAACGGUGGUACAGAUGGAAAAUGGAUCUUGAAGAAGCAAAGGUGAAAGAACAGGAGAGUUUCGGACAGAACUCGACACAAGGCCAGACUACCGCUUUUACUCAAGCCGUCCCUUCUCCUUCAGCCUCGGGCUUUUCCAGUCCGGCACCUUCACCUUCGGUGCUUGAGCAGCGUCCGACCUUGUCAAAACUGCCUCCCAUGGUGCGGCCUUUGGUUGCAUCAGCUGCGGAUGUACCGACCUUGGCAAGGGUCGGAGAUGACAGAAACUCAAGACAUCCGUCCUCCCUCAAUGUAUCGCCUAGCUUUGCGACAGAGCAAAGCAGCUUCGUCGAGCAUGGAUCAGCCGAUGAUUCGGACCUUACAGCUGACGACCAUAUGCCAUGGAUAGCCUCUGCUCCCAAGCGACAGAAGCUAAACGGUUCCUUCGACGGCCCAAUGGGUGACGAGGAAGAUAUCCCCCUGGAGUUGCUUGCCGUUGGACCCCAAGAAACCCCGAACAUGGAACACUAUGAACGGGAAGAUAAUAUUACGGACACUGUAGGAGCGAUCGCAGUGGACUGUUUUGGCCACAUCGCGGCCGGCUCGUCUUCCGGCGGUAUUGGUAUGAAACACAAGGGACGCUGUGGUCCAGCAGCUCUGGUCGGCAUUGGCACAGCCGUGAUUCCUGCCGAUCCACAAGAUGCGACACAAACUUGCGUUGCCACUGUUACCAGCGGCACUGGAGAACAUAUGGUCACGACGACUGCAGCGGCCACGGCGGCAGAGCGGAUCUACAGUUCAGUGCGCAAGGAGAACGGGAAGCUGGCAUCGUGUAACGAAGACGAAGCCAUGUAUUCUGUUAUUCAGAACGACUUCAUGACCCAUCCAGGAGUCAUCAACACCCACUGCGCCGGAGCCAUUGGAAUUCUGGCAGUCAAGAAGUCCCGCGACGGUAUCUACUUUUACUUCGGGCAUAACACGGAUUCCUUUGCCUUGGCAUCUAUGCACUCGGAAGAACGCAAACCGGUCUGUACCAUGUCACGCAGCAAAGGACACGGCUCAAUUGCUCAGGGAGGACGUGUGACCCGAGUCAAAAGCGGCCGACUUCGCGGAUGA